This is a messenger RNA of Mandrillus leucophaeus (drill), 4151 nucleotides long. RefSeq names its product 5-methyltetrahydrofolate-homocysteine methyltransferase (gene MTR). Bases 198 to 3995 code for a protein of 1265 amino acids. Gene Ontology annotation, molecular function: cobalamin binding; zinc ion binding; methionine synthase activity. Gene Ontology annotation, biological process: pteridine-containing compound metabolic process. The transcript has 33 exons. The record is from RefSeq and is a predicted model, not a curated record. NCBI's taxonomy places the organism in Eukaryota, Metazoa, Chordata, Mammalia, Primates, Cercopithecidae.
GAGAGAGGCCCUAGGGCGCAGCGGGCUUUCGGGGUCCUCAGUUCCCCCGCGACGCGAGCCAACGGGAGGCGUCAAAAGACCCGGGCCUUCUGUGGCAGGUUCGCCUGGCGCUGGCUGGCGUGGCCCUUGGCCGUCGUCACCUGUGGAGAGCGCGUCUUCCCCGCCGCGCCCUCUGCGCGAGGAGGAGACUCGACAGCAUGUCACCCGCGCUUCAAGACCUGUCGCAACCCGCAGGUCUGAAGAAAACCCCGCGGGAUGAGAUCGAUGCCAUUCUGCGGAAGAGGAUUAUGGUGCUGGAUGGAGGGAUGGGAACCAUGAUCCAGCGGCAGAAGCUAAACGAAGAACACUUCCGAGGUCAGGAAUUUAAAGAUCAUGCCAGGCCGCUGAAAGGCAACAAUGACAUUUUAAGUAUAACUCAGCCCGAUGUCAUUUACCAAAUCCAUAAGGAAUACUUGCUGGCUGGGGCAGAUAUCAUUGAAACAAAUACUUUCAGCAGCACUAGCAUUGCCCAAGCUGACUAUGGCCUUGAACACUUGGCCUACCGGAUGAACAAGUGCUCUGCAGGAGUGGCCAGAAAAGCUGCCGAGGAGAUAACUCUCCAGACAGGAAUUAAGAGGUUUGUGGCAGGGGCUCUGGGUCCGACUAAUAAGACACUCUCUGUGUCCCCGUCUGUGGAAAGACCAGAUUAUAGGAACAUCACAUUUGAUGAGCUUGUUGAAGCAUACCAAGAGCAGGCCAAAGGACUUCUGGAUGGCGGAGUUGAUAUCUUACUCAUUGAAACUAUUUUUGAUACUGCCAAUGCCAAGGCAGCUGUGUUUGCACUCCAAAACCUUUUUGAGGAGAAAUAUGCUCCCCGGCCUAUCUUUAUUUCAGGGACGAUUGUUGAUAAAAGUGGACGGACUCUUUCUGGACAGACAGGAGAGGCAUUUAUCAUCAGCUUGUCUCAUGCAGAACCACUCUGCAUUGGAUUAAAUUGUGCUUUGGGUGCAGCUGAAAUGAGACCUUUUAUUGAAAUGAUUGGAAAAUGUACAACAGCCUAUGUCCUCUGUUAUCCCAAUGCAGGUCUUCCCAACACCUUUGGUGACUAUGAUGAAACGCCUUCUACGAUGGCCAAGCACCUAAAGGAUUUUGCUAUGGAUGGCUUGGUCAAUAUAGUUGGAGGAUGCUGUGGUUCAACACCAGAUCAUAUCAGGGAAAUUGCUGAAGCUGUGAAAAAUUGUAAGCCUAGAGUUCCACCUGCCACUGUUUUUGAAGGACAUAUGUUACUGUCUGGUCUGGAGCCCUUCAGGAUUGGACAGUACACCAACUUUGUUAACAUUGGAGAGCGCUGUAAUGUUGCAGGAUCAAGGAAGUUUGCUAAACUCAUCAUGGCAGGAAACUAUGAAGAAGCCUUGGGUGUUGCCAGAGUGCAGGUGGAAAUGGGAGCCCAGGUGCUGGAUAUCAACAUGGAUGAUGGCAUGCUAGAUGGUCCGAGUGCAAUGACCAGAUUUUGCAACUUAAUUGCUUCCGAGCCAGACAUCGCAAAGGUACCUUUGUGCAUCGACUCCUCCAAUUUUGCUGUGAUUGAAGCUGGGUUAAAGUGCUGCCAAGGGAAGUGCAUUGUCAAUAGCAUUAGUCUGAAGGAAGGAGAGGAUGACUUCUUGGAGAAGGCCAGGAAGAUUAAAAAGUUUGGAGCUGCUAUGGUGGUCAUGGCUUUUGAUGAAGAAGGACAGGCAACGGAAACAGACACAAAAAUCAGAGUGUGCACCCGGGCCUACCAUCUUCUUGUGAAAAAACUGGGCUUUAAUCCAAAUGACAUCAUUUUUGACCCUAAUAUCCUAACCAUUGGGACUGGAAUGGAAGAACACAACUUGUAUGCCAUUAAUUUUAUCCAUGCAACAAAAGUCAUUAAAGAAACAUUACCUGGAGCCAGAAUAAGUGGAGGUCUUUCCAACUUGUCCUUCUCCUUCCGAGGAAUGGAAGCCAUUCGAGAAGCAAUGCAUGGGGUUUUCCUUUACCAUGCAAUCAAGUCUGGCAUGGACAUGGGGAUAGUGAAUGCUGGAAACCUCCCUGUGUAUGAUGAUAUCCAUAAGGAACUUCUGCAGCUCUGUGAAGAUCUCAUCUGGAAUAAAGACCCUGAGGCCACGGAGAAGCUCUUACGUUAUGCCCAGACUCAAGGCACAGGAGGGAAGAAAGUCAUUCAGACUGAUGAGUGGAGAAAUGGCCCUGUCGAAGAACGCCUUGAGUAUGCGCUUGUGAAGGGCAUUGAAAAACAUAUUAUUGAGGAUACUGAGGAAGCCAGGUUAAACCAAGAAAGAUAUCCCCGACCUCUCAAUAUAAUUGAAGGACCCCUGAUGAAUGGAAUGAAAAUUGUUGGUGAUCUUUUUGGAGCUGGAAAAAUGUUUCUACCUCAGGUUAUAAAGUCAGCCCGGGUUAUGAAGAAGGCUGUUGGCCACCUUAUCCCUUUCAUGGAAAAAGAAAGAGAAGAAACCAGAGUGCUUAACGGCACAAUAGAAGAAGAGGACCCUUACCAGGGCACCAUCGUGCUGGCCACUGUUAAAGGCGACGUGCACGACAUAGGCAAGAACAUAGUCGGAGUAGUCCUUGGCUGCAAUAAUUUCCGAGUUAUUGAUUUAGGAGUCAUGACUCCAUGUGAUAAGAUACUGAAAGCUGCUCUUGACCACAAAGCAGAUAUAAUUGGCCUGUCAGGACUCAUCACUCCUUCCCUGGAUGAAAUGAUUUUUGUUGCCAAGGAAAUGGAGAGAUUAGCUAUAAAGAUUCCAUUGUUGAUUGGAGGAGCAACCACUUCACGAACCCACACAGCGGUUAAAAUAGCUCCAAGAUACAGUGCACCUGUAAUCCACGUCCUGGAUGCGUCCAAGAGUGUCGUGGUGUGUUCUCAGCUGUUAGAUGAAAAUCUAAAGGAUGAAUACUUUGAGGAAAUCAUGGAAGAAUAUGAAGAUAUUAGACAGGACCAUUAUGAGUCUCUCAAGGAGAGGAGAUACUUACCCUUAAGUCAAGCCAGAAAAAGUGGUUUCCAAAUGGAUUGGCUGUCUGAACCUCACCCAGUGAAGCCCACAUUUAUUGGGACCCGGGUCUUUGAAGACUAUGACCUGCAGAAGCUGGUGUACUACAUUGACUGGAAGCCUUUCUUUGAUGUCUGGCAGCUCCGGGGCAAGUACCCGAAUCGAGGCUUCCCCAAGAUAUUUAACGACAAAACAGUAGGUGAAGAGGCCAAAAAAGUCUAUGAUGAUGCCCAAAAUAUGCUGAACACACUGAUUAAUCAAAAGAAACUCCAAGCCCGGGGUGUGGUUGGGUUCUGGCCAGCACAGAGUAUCCAAGACGACAUUCACCUGUACACAGAGAGUGCCGUGCCCCAGGCUGCAGAGCCCAUAGCCACCUUCUAUGGGUUAAGGCAACAGGCCGAGAAGGACUCUGCCAGCACGGAGCCAUACUACUGCCUUUCAGACUUCGUUGCUCCUCUGCAUUCUGGCAUCCGUGACUACCUGGGCCUGUUUGCCGUUGCCUGCUUUGGGGUGGAAGAGCUGAGCAAGGCCUAUGAGGAUGACGGUGACGACUACAGCAGCAUCAUGGUCAAGGCGCUGGGGGACCGGCUGGCAGAGGCCUUUGCAGAAGAGCUCCAUGAAAGGGUUCGCCGAGAACUGUGGGCCUACUGUGGCAGUGAGCAGCUGGACGUCGCAGACCUGCGCAGGCUGCGGUACGAGGGCAUCCGCCCGGCUCCUGGCUACCCCAGCCAGCCCGACCACACCGAGAAGCUCACCAUGUGGAGACUCGCGGACAUCGAGCAGUCUACGGGCAUUAGGUUAACAGAAUCAUUAGCAAUGGCACCUGCUUCAGCAGUCUCAGGCCUCUACUUCUCCAAUUUGAAGUCCAAAUAUUUUGCUGUGGGGAAGAUUUCCAGGGAUCAGGUUGAGGAUUAUGCAUUGAGGAAGAACAUGUCUGUGGCUGAGGUUGAGAAAUGGCUUGGACCCAUUUUGGGAUACGAUACAGACUAACUUUUUUUUUUUUUUUUUUUUUUUUUUUUUUUUUUUAGACAUAGUUUUGUUCUCGUUGCCCAGGCUGGAGUGCAAUGGCAUAAUCUUGAACAAAAAUCCUGUGUGCAUCUGGCUGACACUUCCCUGCUUCUGGUUUUCAAAGACUAUUUAGUGGAA